UAUUCGGAUCUGUAAGCUAGCAGAUGCGACUUCAUUGCCUAAGUAUUAACUUAUCGCAACAAACGAAAACAGAAAUAACACGGAUAUUUAUUGAAGCGUAAAUAAAAGUGAACAUACCUGUAAACUUACCAGUGAAUGAACGAUGAUUUGAAUAUAUUAAUUUUGAAAAUGACCUUAAUAACAUUAAAAAAAAUAAUCAGCGUGCUGCAUUGUAAACAAUGAGAAAGGAAUAGAAGAACAGAAUAGAUAAUUAAGAAUGAUAGACGUACGUGUAAUUGUGAUCUUCUUUCUCCUUCCCUGUCCGCUAGUUAUUAUGUCACCCUUAAGAGGAGGAGAAGGUGAAAACGGGGAACAGUGUCCUGGUAAUUAUUGUUCAAUGUUUGAAGGAAUUUGUAAAAAUGGUGGCACUUGUAUAAGUAAAGGAUGUAAAGGCGAAUGUAAAUGUACGAAAGACUUUACGGGACAUAAUUGUGAAGUACCGAUUAUAGCUUUAACAACAUUAGCUCCAGAAAAGGAGACUGAAGCUCCUAAAAAGAAGGAAACAAAAUCAACAACCGAAAAUUCAAAUGAAAAAAUGAGUGUAAUAUUAUCGUUAUUCCGUAUGAUGUCUCGUCCAAGACCAGAGGUAACGAAUCAUAUCGUGAAGAAAGAAAAUGUUAAAAAAUUGAGCAGCAGAAAAGAUAGUGAUAAGGAUUCACAAUCAGUUGAUCGCAAACGAGAAAAUUAUCCAUCCCGGUCUGAGCCACUAUCCGAGAGGAAGCAAGACGAGAUAUCAAACGAAAAAGAGGUUUCAGAUCGUUCAAAAGAAAGUCAAAGGAUAAAACAAUUAGACAAAAGUAACACCCAGGAGAAUGCAGGUGAACCCGAAAGCAAAUCACUUAUUGAAGAAAAAGUUGACAAAAAUAUAGUUUCUACAAGUGAAUCUGUUGAUAAGAAUGAAAUUUCUACGGUAGAAAAGAAAAUGUCUGAUAAACAUACCACAGAAUUAUCUUUAACGACGUCGGAUACAGUGAAAAUUAAAAACACGACUCCAAUAACGACGACACAAGCAACUUUUUCUGCAAUACAGGCAAAAAGUGUUGAGCAAGUCAAUCAACUUACAUCAACAACAAGUUCAGGCUUGAUAACAACCUAUCAAAGUACCCCUUCAACAAGAAUUACAACUCCUGAUAAGGCUGUGACAGAAAAUCGUGUUAGAGAAGACGCCAUGACAUUUAGCGGAAAGACUAGAAAAGUUGUGCCAAAAGUUUUUCAUGCACCGCAUUGGCGAUUUCUCCUUCCAGAAACAACAACAGUAAAAACUGAUGUUCUAAUAGAUGAAAAAAAAGAUGGACAACAAAAGCAUUCGUCUUCAAAUAAUUCAGAUAUUCUGGCGCACAUGGCAAAUGCUGGCCAUAAAGUUUUGAGCUCGACAACAUUAUCGAAUAUGUAUCCUUCACAUACACUACUAAGUAAAUCACGAAUUUUUGUUUCAACUGUUCCAAAUAAGACAGCAAGAGAUAGCACCAAGAAACCUCCAGUGACAUUAGACAAUGCAAGUACACAAAGUCAAAUUCAAAAUAAUGGUGUUAAAACAUUUAAGGAAAGAAGUACUUCUAUUGAUCUGGCAAAAGAAGAAAUUGCAUUGGCUGCUAAAAGACUUGUAAUUGAAGACAAUUCUGUGGUGACAACAACGUCAUUACCAACUAAAUCGAUAAAAGCAGAAAAAACCGAUGAGAGUAAUUUAGUGACUGAAACACAAUUCUCUUACGUCAAAUCCACGUCACAUAUGUUAAAACAAGGCACACAAAAUAUGGCAACCAAAACCAGUGCAAUAUUACCAAUACCCAACAAGUUAACGACAUCGUCUUUGAAAAAUCUUGAAACAACGACAGGUAUUGGUAUGUUAGGCAACUCGCCCAUAACAGUCAUAAUGUCCACAACUAAAUCUCCGUCAAAACCAAGAUUAAGAAAAUCUCUUCUUUCGCACAAUUCUGGGGACAUUCAAAAUCAUAAACGGACAUAACAUUAGAAAAUAAGUGAUUUAAUGGAUCAAAGAAAUCGAUUUCCAUAUUAAUGACUGGUUGAUGGAGACCAGAACAAUAAUAGUUAUUUGUAAUCUGUGAUAUAAUUAAAUGAUAAAUGUGACGGAAAUCAUUUAGUAUGCAGCUAACUUUAGACAAUGCUCGUUUAUCUUUUGUAUGUCUAGCGGGCCUAGACAUCGUAGAUAUAUACAUCUUUUUUUUCCAUCACAUUCCACAUUUAUGAAUCCAAAUAUGUUUUGUGCAAUCAUAAUAGUAUUGUAAUUGAGUUUUAAGACUUUUUGUAAGGUAUGUAAUCAUAUUAAAACAGAAGUCAUUUAUUAUGCUCAUGGCAUUUGUUACAACACUUUUUUUAUAUAUAUAGAAGUAAUCAUUAAUCCAAAAUGCGUCUUCUAUAUUUUAUAGUAUUAUUAUGUAAACAGCUGUUCCUUUAACUGCGAAUUAAUGUGUAUUAUCUUGUCUAGAAUGCUAAGUUAUCCGUGUGCGGAAAUUGCAGAUUACUACAAUCUAGACAUAAAUGAAACAUUAAUCCAGAAAAGCUCUUCGGACGCAUAAAAUUAAUAACGUGUUGUUUUCAUUUUUUUAGACUGAAGAUAAUAAGGAGUGGCAUUUGUUUUUAUCAAAUAACUUGAGUCUUUUCCUUAAAUCAUUAAUCAGAAGCUAACUAAGAACAAAAAAUCCCAUUCUGUUUUUAAUGUGUAUUUGAAAUUAUUAUAAUGAACAACUGUCAUACAACUCACCAUUUACUUCGGAAAAAUGGCUGUACCAAAUCAGAAUAUGACAGUUAUAUUCCCGUCGUUCCGUUGGUUGAUAUUGUCGAGCGUUUGGUUUUGUCAGGUUUUAUAGACUUCCCCUUUUUUAUUUACCUUGGAGUUCGCUAUUUUUGUUAAUACAUUUUUUAUGUGCGAGAUAAAAAGUAUAAAAGAUUAUUCAGUAAAACUUUGGUAGUAAAUUACGAUUCUAAGAUGAAUAUUCCAAACAAAUAGAAUCCUUGUAAUUUACAAUAUUGUAUUCGCAUUUUGCUAACAGAAGAUGUGUAAUUAUAAAUGAGUGUAUCGUACAUAUAUAUAACAUAUAUUGUUAGACAUACAUACAGUGCUAUUUAAAAGUAGAUGGAAUUGUUAUUAUUUAUUCAUUGUUGCUGGCAGCAAUAUAAAUACAUUUUAUCAAAUUCUUCA
This is a messenger RNA of Mytilus californianus (California mussel), 3199 nucleotides long. RefSeq lists its product as uncharacterized. The transcript is spliced from 2 exons. Lineage: Eukaryota; Metazoa; Mollusca; Bivalvia; Mytilida; Mytilidae. The record is from RefSeq and is a predicted model, not a curated record. The coding region runs from base 257 to 2005 and encodes 582 amino acids.